AAAAAGCUUCUUAUCUAACUAAGCAAUAACCAGAGGCACUGAAAGCUUCAUAAAAAAAAUAAAAAAUGGCGACCUUAACUUCUUCUACUCUGCAACUCACAAAAUCAAACCCUUUCUUCUCAAAAUCUCCUCUCAAAUUCCACGCGCCGUCGUACUCCUCCUUCACUAUACGCGCCACCACUGAAGAAUCUUCACCUUCCGAAACCGACGAACAAACCACCGUCGAUUCAUCCUCCGAUCCCGACAGUUUCGAGAAUCGUCUCUCCCAAGUCCGUCUCCGGUACCGUAGCGGAACAGGGAAGAAAGCGGAGGUACGAAAAACUCGAAAGGGCAAAAAAGGUUCAUCUGGAUCCGGAUCCGGAUCCGGGUCGAGCGUGUUUCUCCCACCAAUUCCUCUAAAGGAACCUGUUUCCGAAGGCUUACCCGUUGAAUUCGGGUUUAGCCCGUUUUCGGAACGGGUCAAUGGACGGAUCGCCAUGCUUGGAUUAUCCGCAUUGCUGCUGGUGGAGCUUGCAACAGGUAAGAGUGUAAUUAAUUAUCAUACGCCGGCGAUUGUGUUCAUUCAGGUUUAUUUUGUCGCCGCCGUAGCGGCGGUGUAUUUGAAGAAUGAGAAAGAGAAAGUUAGCGUUUGGCCUAAAUAGUUGAGCUGCCGUUGUUGAGUUCUCUGAGAUUUUUUUUGAAUUGGAUGUCUGUAUGAUAAACUUCUCACAGUUUGUUUUGUUUUAGUAUAUAUCUAAUUGAUUGUAUCGAAGCAACGGUAAAAUUGAUUCCUUUAUUAUUUACAGAUUACGAGUUUGAGUUGUGAAA
This is a messenger RNA of Solanum pennellii, 807 nucleotides long. RefSeq lists its product as uncharacterized. The transcript has a single exon. The record is from RefSeq and is a predicted model, not a curated record. The coding region runs from base 66 to 641 and encodes 191 amino acids. Lineage: Eukaryota; Viridiplantae; Streptophyta; Magnoliopsida; Solanales; Solanaceae.